Molecule: messenger RNA, 1451 nt
Organism: Daldinia decipiens
Lineage: Eukaryota; Fungi; Ascomycota; Sordariomycetes; Xylariales; Hypoxylaceae
Exons: 3
Coding region: 569-1282 (237 amino acids)
Source: RefSeq, a predicted model, not a curated record
UAUUCAUAUUUCUCCUCAUAUUAACUACCUUGAGUACAAUUGAACACCUAACCUAGGUACCUAUGUAUAGUAAAGUGUCUUGAUUCUUGAAAACAAUGCCUACCCAGGUACCUUUAUAAACUAGAUGUGAUGCAUGUCAGACCAGCAAGGGCAUUUGGUAAACUCAUACCCCAUUCAAAAUGUAUUUCACUGUCUAGCUAGAAGUAAGAUGUUUGUGUUUCGCUAGAACCUGUUCUGAUGCUGAUAUGGAAAUUUAAUGUAUAAUUUCAUUUCCGUCGAAUUGGUAAUGCGAGAAUCAAUUUGCACCCACCUGCUAUUCGGAGAGCGGGCCGUAUAUUCGGAAAACCUGGUUUGAAGUUCCGAAUUGUGGAGAAGAGAGGGUGGACGGAAGGAGAUGAUAAUACAACCAUGCGGCAACGGAGGGAGGGUGCCCGGGAUGCGAAUUUGAGCAUAGGUAUAUUAUAGUAUCCACGUAAAUACCUUCAACCCGCCCAGUUCUUGGAGUUCUUGGAGUUCUGUCUUUUCCGCCGCACAUUCACCUAUCACCUACGACAAUCCAUUCGUGACGAUGUUCCGCCAAUUCGGUCUCCUCGCCCUUGCUCUCCUACCCUUCUCCUUCGCCCAAGUCUCUGAUGACUUCGAAGGUGGAUUAGACGCAGCUGCAUGGCCUACGUACGCGAACGACUGUAACCAGGGCGGUAAAGUCACCCUUGAUAGCUCUACCGCUCACAGUGGGAAGAACUCCGUGAGGGUUGAUGGCGCAGGUGGUUACUGUGGACACAUCUUCUUUGGCACGACGAAAGUCCCCAGCGGAGAUGUUUAUGUGAGGACUUAUCUCAAAGCCUCCAAGGCCCUAACUGACUCUCACGUCUCUUUCAUCACCAUGCCCGACUCUUCCCAAGGCGACAAGAAGCACCUAAGAAUUGGUGGUCAGAGCAAGAUCCUGAUGUACAACCGCGAAUCUGAUGAUGCUACCCUUCCUGACCUCUCCCCGCAAGGCAUUGCCGCUUCCACCGCCCUUCCUACCGGUGACUGGCAAUGUUUCGAGUACCACGUAGGAACCGAUGGCACCAUUGAGACUUGGUUGAACGGCAAGGCUAUCGAUGGUCUUACUGUCAAAUCUGGUAGCACCAACGCCAACGCAGGCCAGUGGCAGAGAAGCACCACCAAGCCUAAAAUCACUGGUGUCUACUUUGGAUGGGAGUCCUACGGCGGUGAUACUAACACCUUCUGGUACGACGACGUUGCCGUCAGCUCGACGCGUGUUGGAUGUGAUGCGUGAUUCAGCUCCUCGUCAUCGAGUAAACAGUAGGCAAUUUGUCCUCGGCAAUGGGCAUUCCAUUACUUAAAUGAUAGAUAAGAUAAGAAUUGAAUGCCAUGGCCUAAAUACUACGUAUACGAAUAUAUUAGGUUACAGGGUGAACUUUGUGAGGUCUCGUACUCAACAUGCC